This is a messenger RNA of Staurois parvus, 328 nucleotides long. NCBI's taxonomy places the organism in Eukaryota, Metazoa, Chordata, Amphibia, Anura, Ranidae. The record is from the annotation of a GenBank genome assembly.
AUGGGGUCCCCGGGCAAUAGGUGAUCAUGGGGCCCCUGUGUCCUUGCCCACACUCAAAGCACACCCAAAAAAGCCUAUAAAAAGGUACCAGGGAGCAUCUCAUGGGGCCCCCUACUGACCCCGGGCCCUCGGGCAGUGCCCGAGUUUACAAAUGGUCAGUCCGCCCCUGCCCCUCAGUGCUCUGGACUGGGACAAGUACACACUAUAGAGGGAUGUGCUUUGUUCAUAUUUCAUGUCUGAGGUUUAAUUUUUCAGAAAUAAUUGUCAGUCUUUGCAGGUUGAACGAUGUCCAGAUAUAAUCCGUUUUUAGUUAAAGCACGCACGUUCA